GAAAGAGAGAGCGAGCGAGAGGAUCUCCGGCGGCUCCCGGAGUUUUAAAGCGGAAUAAGUCGAGAUUGAUUUCAUUAAACAGAGAGACGACUCUAUUCUCCCCCUUUCAGUAGAUGCGUGGAGAAUUUCUUAGAUAAAAAAAAAGAACAUUCGCUGUGUUAUUGUCUGGUAUCGUUGAGUCCGCUUGGAUCUUAUCUGUGGACGCCCAACUUGUAGGCAGGAUGGCUGUGGUUUUCUCUGGGAUCGUAGUAUUGCUGUCUAUUGGCCAGACCUUUUCCACCGGUGUCUUCGAACUGAAAGUUGAUGCAUUCACGACCCGGCCGCCGGGCUUGGCUCGCGGUUGUCAGAGGGCACAGCAGUGCGGUCGCUUCUUCCGGGUCUGCCUGAAACAUUACCAAGUUAACAUCUCCCCCGAUCCGCCCUGCACCUACGGGGCAGGGCACACUCCAGUACUGGGGCCAGGAGGCGACGUGGUGCGGGAUAGCGAACCCAUUCGCAUUCCUUUCUACUUCACUUGGCCGGGGACUUUCUCUCUAAUUAUUGAGGCUUGGAACGCGGAAUCGGACGAGCCCAACACCGAUGAUCCCCAGAAUCUGAUCAGCCGCCUCGCCACGGGCCGGCGCCUGGCCAUCGGCGAGGACUGGUCCCAGGACGUGCAGACAGUGGGUCAGAGCGAGCUGCGCUACAGCUACCAUGUGGUGUGCGAUGACCAUUACUACGGCGAGGGCUGCUCCACGUACUGCCGCCCCAGAGACGACACGUUCGGUCACUACACCUGCGACGAGCUCGGGCAGAGAGUCUGCCUGGCCGGCUGGAAAGGCGAUUAUUGCUCAGAACCGAUUUGCCUGCUGGGUUGCAACGACAAAUACGGAUACUGCGAGAGACCCGGAGAAUGCACAUGCCGUAUCGGAUGGCAGGGGCAGUUCUGUGACCAGUGUAUCCGUUACCCGGGCUGCUUCCAUGGCACGUGCCAGGAGCCUUGGCAGUGCCAUUGCCAGGAGGGCUGGGGCGGCCUCUUCUGCAACCAGGACCUGAACUACUGCACCAACCACAGGCCCUGCAAGCACGGCGCUACCUGCACCAACACCGGACAAGGGAGUUACACCUGUACCUGCAGGCCGGGCUUCAGCGGCACCAGCUGCGAGGUCAAGAACAACGAGUGCGACAGCAACCCCUGCAAAAACGGCGGCAGCUGCACGGAUCUGGAGGACAAUUAUACAUGCACGUGCCCCCAAGGAUUCUACGGCAAGAACUGUGAGAUCAGCGCAAUGACCUGCGCUGACGCGCCCUGCUUUAAUGGGGGGUCCUGCACUGAGGAACAACACAGAGGUUAUAGCUGCCAAUGCCCUGCUGGGUUCACUGGCUCCAACUGCGAGAAGAAGAUUGGCCGCUGCACCGACAACCCCUGCGUAAACGGAGUCUGCUACGUUUUCGGUCAGAGCUACAUCUGCCGUUGCCGGGCUGGAUUCAUCGGCACCAACUGCGAGAUCAACAAGGACGACUGCGCCAAGAAUCCGUGUGCGAAUGGCGGCACUUGCAUCGACGGGAUCAAUUCCUACAACUGCAGCUGCACCCUGGGCUACGCUGGGACCGACUGCACCAUUCGCAAGGACUCCUGCGUCAGCAGCCCUUGCAGGAACAACGGUAUUUGCUACACUCACUACACCGGCCACAUCUGCAAAUGCCCGGUCGGAUUUAUGGGGCCGAACUGCGAGUUCCACGUGACACCCACCACCCCCACUGGUACGGGCAGCCCCUUCCCCAUUGCCCUCGUCACCUCUUUUGCCUUGGGCUUUGUGACUCUGACACUGGUUGUGUUUGCCGCCGUGGUGAUUCUGAAGCACUGGCAGAGAAACCGGAGUGACCGGAGAGCUGUGCGGAAUGACCUGGAGACGAUCAACAACCUGUCCGAUUAUCAGAAGGAGAAGGAAGCCUUCAUUAUCUCCACAGGACAGUUCAAAGUUUCCAACAAGGACGCUGCGCUGAGCACGGAUUGUCUGACUGAUAAAUUUAACUGUAAACAGAAACUUCACGCACUGGAUUAUAAUCUAUCUGGUGACCUGAAGGAGGACCAGCCUUUGAAAAAGAAUAUUGAGAAUAUGAAAUCUGAAUGUCUGUCAAUUUCCAAGCCACUGGGCUUGUUUCAGAAGGAGGGAUUGUACCAUGCAAAGUACAUCAUUCCGGAGAGGGUUGAGCCGUGCAUAUUUGCGACUGAGGUAUGAAUCUGGUCUCCCCAAAUUUUGAUGCUCAAACUACUCCAUUGUCUGAAUGUUUACAGAUUUAUUGGACUCGAUGGGGGUUUUGUAUUCCUGUAUUUAAUAUUUAUUCCUGCUGCUUGUGUUUGGAAUGGAGACCCUCUUUAUAGUUUAAGAUCGUUUUCGAAUCUGGCUUCUGGAUAAUGAAGAUUGCCUGCUGACACCUCUUUUGGAAACUGAGAAACAUUUGCACUAUUUUCAAGGGCAAAGUCACGCCUAACAAAAAAAACCUGCAUCCCACGGACUGAGAAAAGAGAAGAAAAAGGAGGAAAAUAAAAGGCAGGACCUUUUGUACUUAUUGUGGCCACGCAUUCUCAACUUGAUCUCUCCAUGUUUUUGACUUCCUCGUGCAGGAAGCUGCUCUUUCAUAUGGCACACACAAUCUCGGGGGGGGCUGUUGCUUUACAGAAGAUGGCCCUUCUCAUAUGGCGGGCGGGAUCAGAGGAUCGCAAGAACAUCAGAAUGAGGAACAAGUCUGCGUUGCAGACGAUAAAAGUUCAGUGAACUGAGUUCAGGGCAGGCAUCUAUUCAGAGUUCAGCAAAGACCAUUCGCGAAUUCAGAAUCGGGUUUAAUAUCACCGGCAAAGGUUGCGAAAUUUGUUUUACGGCAGCAAUACAUAAUAAUAAAAACUAUAAACUACAGUAAGUAUAUAUAAAAAGCUAAAUUAAAUUAAAUGAGAGUGCAAAAUGAGAGGGAAACUCUUUCCACUGCUGAUCCCUUGAUGAGGACUGCUGUGUGUUCCCUCCACUUCCCCUUCCUGAAGUCCUCAAUCAAUUCCUUGGUCUUUCUGAUGUUGAGGGCAAGGUUGUGGCUGAAAACACCACUCAACCAGCUGAUCUGCCUUGCUCCUGUACGCCUCCUCGUCAUCCAUGAUUUAAGACACCAGUCCAUCAACCUCCUGUCUCCUGGUGGAUUCUCUUAUUCUAUAUAUAGUCAAAUAUGGAAAUAUGCUGUGUAUAUGUCUUUAUCAUGAAGGACUUCCUUUUUUAAUGACAAAGCAUAGAAAAUUAUUGCAUUUCUGUUUCAAAGUCAAGCCAAUGUUAUUUUAAUAUUUUAUAAUUUAAGAAUUUUUGAUAUGCAUACAAAAUGAAAUAUACUUUUUCUAAUUUUAUUU
Hypanus sabinus (Atlantic stingray) is the source of this 3370-nucleotide messenger RNA. RefSeq names its product deltaC (gene dlc). Gene Ontology annotation, cellular component: protein-containing complex; plasma membrane. Gene Ontology annotation, molecular function: calcium ion binding. Gene Ontology annotation, biological process: Notch signaling pathway; cell communication; multicellular organism development. The coding region runs from base 222 to 2222 and encodes 666 amino acids. The record is from RefSeq and is a predicted model, not a curated record. The transcript has 10 exons. Lineage: Eukaryota; Metazoa; Chordata; Chondrichthyes; Myliobatiformes; Dasyatidae.